Messenger RNA from Trifolium pratense (red clover), 1949 nucleotides. Its product is annotated as probable xyloglucan 6-xylosyltransferase 5. The coding region runs from base 342 to 1682 and encodes 446 amino acids. Gene Ontology annotation, cellular component: trans-Golgi network; endosome; membrane. The transcript has a single exon. Lineage: Eukaryota; Viridiplantae; Streptophyta; Magnoliopsida; Fabales; Fabaceae. Gene Ontology annotation, biological process: xyloglucan biosynthetic process. Gene Ontology annotation, molecular function: hexosyltransferase activity. The record is from RefSeq and is a predicted model, not a curated record.
GCAACAUUAACAUAACAUAAACUUUCUUUUUGACCAACUACAUUAACAUAAACAUUAAUAUUAAUAAUACUAAGCUGCUAGAUUAGGUUGAAACAAAAUAAAAAACAGAACCUCCCAAUGAGAAUGAGAAUGUCUUUGUUGCUCUGUUUCUGAUUGUAGUAUGAAUUUUUUAGUUCAUAAACCCAACAUUUUAGAAAGUAGAAAAACUCUUUUCUUCUUAUAUCUUCCAAUUCAAUAAACCAGAUUUGUUUUGUUGUGUUGUGUGUGUCCAAUUUCAUCAAUCAAAUUUCAGAAACUCAUAGCAAGAGUGAGACAAUAGAAAGAAACAAAACAAAAAAAAAAUGGGAAAAGAGAAUACAACAGUUCACAAAAGAACCAGUAGUGCAGGUUUACCAACAACAAACACCAACAGCAAAAACCGCCGCGGUCGACAGAUCCACAAAACAUUCAACAACAUUAAAAUCACAAUCCUCUGUGGUUUCGUAACAAUCCUCGUCCUACGUGGCACUAUCGGCGUUAACCUCAGUUCCUCCGAUUCCGACGCCGUCAACCAAAACAUCAUAGAAGAAACAAACCGUAUCCUCGCUGAGAUCCGAUCCGACGCUGACCCAUCUGAUCCUAAUGAUAAAGAUGAAACCUUUUUCAAUCCAAACGCUACUUUCACACUUGGUCCCAAGAUUUCUGAUUGGGAUUCUCAGCGUAAGACAUGGCUUGUUCAAAACCCUGAAUACCCUAAUUUUGUUAGAGGUAAAGCUCGAAUCUUGUUACUAACUGGGUCUCCUCCUAAGCCUUGUGAUAACCCAAUUGGGGAUCAUUACUUGUUGAAGUCUAUUAAGAAUAAGAUUGAUUAUUGUAGAUUACAUGGGAUUGAAAUUGUUUAUAAUAUGGCUCAUCUUGAUAUUGAACUUGCUGGUUAUUGGGCUAAAUUGCCUAUGAUUAGGAGGUUGAUGUUGUCACAUCCUGAAGUUGAAUGGAUUUGGUGGAUGGAUAGUGAUGCAUUGUUUACUGAUAUGGUUUUUGAGCUUCCUUUGUCUAAGUAUGAUGAUUAUAAUUUGGUUAUUCAUGGUUAUCCUGAUUUGUUGUUUGAGCAGAAGUCAUGGAUUGCUAUCAAUACUGGUAGUUUUCUUUUUAGGAAUUGUCAGUGGUCUUUGGAUUUGCUUGAUGAGUGGGCUCCGAUGGGUCCUAAAGGUCCUGUUCGAGAAGAGGCUGGGAAGGUCUUGACUGCUAAUCUUAAAGGGAGACCGGCUUUUGAGGCUGAUGAUCAGUCUGCUUUGAUAUAUUUGUUACUGUCUAAGAAGGAAAAGUGGAUGGAUAAGGUUUUUCUUGAGAAUUCUUACUAUUUGCAUGGUUAUUGGGCUGGGUUGGUUGAUCGGUAUGAGGAGAUGAUUGAGAAGUAUCAUCCGGGAUUAGGGGAUGAGAGGUGGCCGUUUGUGACUCAUUUUGUGGGUUGUAAGCCGUGUGGAAGUUAUGGAGAUUAUCCUGUUGAGAGGUGUCUCAGUAGUAUGGAGAGGGCUUUCAAUUUUGCUGAUAAUCAAGUGCUUAAACUCUACGGUUUCAGGCAUCGCGGUCUGUUGAGUCCUAAGAUUAAGAGAAUUAGAAAUGAGACAGUUACUCCUUUGGAGUUUGUCGACCAGUUUGAUAUUCGAAGGCAUUCUACAGAAAGUAGUGAAUCAAAAAGCUAGUGAGAAUAACUAGUUUAAUUGCUUAUUUAUUGCAGAUAGUAAUUGAUUAGAAGUGGAAUUUGAUUUUGUGACAGUUCAUAUGUAACUUCUGCUUGUUCUGUUGUCUUGGUACUUCUUUGAAAUGUUAGGAUAGAAUUCUUUCAUAAGUUAUCUUUUUCCCUGCUGUGUUUGAGCUAUCAGCAAACAAAUUUUAUUUGCUGAUCUGCUGUUUACUGAGCUUCCAUUGUAUUUUCUCUUUUGGGGCAUGAAUUCAACUUAAUAUACAUA